AUGCCCGGAGGGCUCCUUCUAAGGGACAUGGCCCCCAACUUCGAGGCCAAUACCACCAUCGGCCACAUCCGUUUCCACAACUUUCUGGGAGACUCAUGGGGCAUUCUGUUCUCUCAUCCACGAGACUUUACCCAGAUGUGCACCACCGAGCUUGGCAGAGCUGCAAAGCUGGCACCAGUGUUUGCCAAGAGGAAUGUUAAAAUGAUAGCCCUUUCUAUAGACAGUGUGAAAGACCAUCUUGCCUGGAGCAAGGAUUUCAACACUUACAAUGGUGAUGAGCCCACAGAAAAGUUACUUUUUCCCAUUAUUGAAGAUAAGAACUGGGACCUUGCCAUCCAGUUAGGCAUGCUGGACCCUGCAGAGAAGGAUGAAAAGGGCAUGCCUGUGACUGCUGGAGUGGUGUUCAUUUUUGGCCCUGAUAAGAAACUGAAGCUAUCUAUCCUGUACCCCACUACCACCGGCAGAAACUUUGAUGAGAUCCUCAGAGUAGUUAUAUCUCUCCAGCUGACAGCAGAGAAAAGAGUUUCUAUUCCUUUUGAUUGGAAGGAUGCGGAUAGUGUGAUGGUCCUUCCAACCAUCCCUGAAGAAGAAGCCAAAACGCUGUUCCCUAAAGGUGUCUUCACCAAAGAGCUCCCAUCUGCCAAGAAAUACCUCUGCUACACUCCCCAGCCCUAAGUCUGCCCAGCAG
Perognathus longimembris pacificus (Pacific pocket mouse) is the source of this 688-nucleotide messenger RNA. Its product is annotated as peroxiredoxin-6-like. The record is from RefSeq and is a predicted model, not a curated record. Gene Ontology annotation, cellular component: cytosol; mitochondrion. The transcript has a single exon. Lineage: Eukaryota; Metazoa; Chordata; Mammalia; Rodentia; Heteromyidae. Gene Ontology annotation, biological process: cell redox homeostasis; cellular oxidant detoxification. Bases 1 to 675 code for a protein of 224 amino acids. Gene Ontology annotation, molecular function: peroxiredoxin activity.